Molecule: messenger RNA, 2518 nt
Organism: Mytilus californianus (California mussel)
Lineage: Eukaryota; Metazoa; Mollusca; Bivalvia; Mytilida; Mytilidae
Product: cytochrome P450 2C42-like
Exons: 5
Coding region: 191-1657 (488 amino acids)
Biological process (GO): xenobiotic metabolic process
Cellular component (GO): intracellular membrane-bounded organelle; cytoplasm
Molecular function (GO): iron ion binding; oxidoreductase activity, acting on paired donors, with incorporation or reduction of molecular oxygen, reduced flavin or flavoprotein as one donor, and incorporation of one atom of oxygen; heme binding
Source: RefSeq, a predicted model, not a curated record
AUGCAGUAAUCUAUUUUAAGAACUAUACUAACUAGUCAAUAACAAUUGUCUGAUUUGGUAACGUUUUAAAACUGAUAUUUCGUCAUUUUAAAUGAAUGUUUGUAACAACACAUGAGUUGUUCGUCAUUUAUUUAACUGUUUCAAAUAUAUACGACGAUAAUACGAAAGCACUAGCUUAUAGAUCGUGACAAUGAUUGACUUGUUGACAUUGGUUCUAAUCUUUUGUGGACUUGGUCUCUACAUUCUUUGGAACAAAACAGCAAGAAAUGCCAAACUGCCACCGGGACCACCGACAACACCCUUUCUUGGGAACUUAAACAUGGAUCUUGCCAAUUUACUAGAUGCUUUCAGGCAAUACAGACUAAAGUAUGGCGAUGUGUUUAGUUUAAUAUUAGGAUCAAAAACAAUGGUCGUAGUUAAUGGAUUAGAGGCACUCAAAAAUGUUUUCAUAACAAAUGGAGAUGUAACGUCAGACCGUCCUGAUAGCUUUAUUGUGAAAGAUAUUGGUCAUUAUAAAGGCAUUGGAAGUUCGUCUGGUUCCCUAUGGAAAGAACAUAGAACUUUUACAAUAGGAGCGCUACGCGAGUUUGGGUUUGGUAAAAGGAGUCAGGAAUCAAAAAUAAAGGAAGAGAUUGAAGUUUUGAUGAGGGUCAUUGAAGAACAAAAUGGAACACCGUUCAAAAUCAAAGGACUUUUGACUUUAUGUGUUUCUAAUAUAAUGUGUUCAAUAACCUUUGGAAAGCGUUAUGAACUCACUGACAAGUUUUUUAUGUCACUUUUGGAAAAGAUUAAUGAGAACCUGAGCAACGGCAAUGCAUUGUUCUUGGCUACAAUUUUUCCUUUUCUCAGAUAUGUUCCCUGUGAUCCUUUUGGUAUAAAACAUACUCUUCGUAACAUCGAUCACUUGGAAAAACAUAUAACACCUAUCAUAAAUGAACACGAAGAGACCUUUGAUGCAAAUAAUAUACGAGAUUAUAUUGAUAUUUACUUGAAAAGAAUGAAAUCAGAGAAAGGAAAUACAGAAUCUACGUUUGAUUAUGAGCAACUUCUAAAAACAAUAUUAGACUUGUUUACAGCAGGAACUGAAACACCAUCAACUGCUGUGCAGUGGUUUAUAGUUUUGUUAGUAAAUCACCCAGAAGUUCAAAAUUUAAUGCGAAGAGAAAUCAAUGACGUCAUUGGAACAUCUAGAUAUCCAUGCAUGGAGGAAAGGCAAAAACUACCCUAUACGGAUGCAGUUUUACACGAAGUUCUGAGAUUUGGAUGUAUUGGCCCUCUUGCUCUUCCACAUGGUUUAACACAAGAUCUCAAUUACAAAGGAUACGUUAUUCCAAAAGACUCCAUGCUAAUACCUAAUUUACAUUCUGUUUUGUACGAUCCUGAAGUAUUUGAAGAUCCAGAAACGUUUAGACCUACAAGGUUCUUGGAUGCAGAAAGAAAGCUUGUGAAUGUAGACAAAGUUUUAACAUUCAGUCUUGGACGAAGAGUAUGUCUUGGCGAGUCAUUAGCUAGAAUGGAGUUUUUCCUGUUUACCACUUCGCUUGUGCAAAGAUUCAAGCUUCUUCCAUCAGAUCCAAAUAAUUUGCCUUCAUUAAAAGGAAAACUAGGCAUUACGUUGGCUCCAGCAGAAUUCUCAUUCCGUGCUGUUGAAGUAUAAUAACAGAAUAACAGUUAUAGUGUUCCACAAAGGAGAAUUUUUUUUUUCAAAAUGGUCAUGCAGUCUUGUAUGUUGUUUAGUUGAUUCCAAUAAUUUAUAAAAGUGUCGACACUGGACAUAUGUUAAUUUGAAGGUACCCAAAAAAAUAAAGAGCGUUAAAGACAUCUACAGUAGACAGCUGUCGUGCUAUACACUGCUCCGAGUUUAGACAUGUUGUAUACAAGUUUAACAAAGAUUUGAUAUCAACACAAAAGUAUUUACAGGAAAUUGAAAUUUCUUUCAAUAUAAAAAGGGCAUCACAAGGUAACUCAAGCUUUAAGAGGAUAGUUUUUCUCAGUUUUUUUCCACAUGGAGGUAAACCUAGCUAAUGUUUUCAAUGAUGAUAUUGAAAUGAAUAAAAACAGAUAUCGAACGCCCCGUUUAAAGAAAUAAGUGAAACAAUGUGUAUCUCUAUAAAGAAAUAAAUAUAAUAGUUUGUAACAUAUGCGGGGUCCCCAAAAAAUAAGAAUCGAAUUAUCGACAUGGCAGCAAUUAUACAGUGUGUUAUUCAUAUUUAUAUAAUUGUAAGUAAAACAGUGAAUACUUAGUGAGGUAUUUGGAUCGGCAGAAAGUGCCUUAGAAUUGAAAUACUAAAUCAUUACGCAUUCCGUUCUUUAUUUCACAUUGAAUUUACAUUGUUGCGCUUUGAUUUUCUUUUGAUAUGAAAAAUAACUAUGUGUGUCAAUUUUUAAGUUGAGUCCAUGUUCUAGUUACCAAAUGUUUGGCUAUGUGUAGAUAGAGAGGAAGGGAUUAAAUUGCACGAGAAAGCUGAGCUUUCGAGUGCAAUUUAGUUCCUCCUAUCGUGUAUCACACAUAACUAAU